UAGUUUAGUCCAAUAUGGAAGUGAAACGUAUGAUAACAUAAGCUGGACUAAACAAUUAGAAAAUAAAUUAGUUUCAAUUGAUUUUACACUUAUUUUGCACACAAUGUCGACGCCGGGUCGCGGUCGCGGGUACCCGGGGCGCCACCACGCGCGCGAGCCGCGCCCCGGGGACGCGCCCGAAGCCGAGCCCGCCCGGGGACUACCGCAGCUCAGCCCUAAACCUAUAGCGGCAACUGUUUCAGAUCCCGAAGACGAGAGGAGUAUGGACGAUGAAGCGGCAAUGAAUGAAUUACUUGCUAUGGAUGAGCAGUAUGCACCGCUUUUGGCUUUGUUGGAACAAUUCUCACCGGGCGAAGACGGUAUCCAGUUCAACAGGAAACUUCGCAACUUCGAAGCAACGGUCACGAAGAUGUGUCCAGAUGAGAAUUCAUUGCAACAGGCCUUCGCCACGUUCCGAGCGGCCGCGCUCAGGAACUCUUCCACGGCCAGGAAGCUGGCUUCGGUGGGCGCUUCGUUCACGCGCCAGCAGCGGCAGCAGCUGCUGAGGGGAGCCCUACUCAACGUUGUGAUGCAGGGGACCUUCUCCAAACUGGACAUUCUGGAGAGGGCGAAUCCACAAUUUCUGAUUAAUGCCGCUAAUCUUAUGGGAGACUAUUUUGCAGAGGCACGUCUCUGCAAUGGAAACAAAGUACACAUAUUGGCCAGUCCGCUGUUACAGUACCUCCGGGCGCUAUUGGCCUCGGACCACAUCAGGGCUCAUCGCAGUCUGGCCACACAGUUAAUGCAGAACGGCCGCGAACUGCUCUCUCAGCACACCGCUCAGGAGCUGGACGACUUGUCCAUCUCCAUCCGUCUCCGGCUGCUCAGCCCACCUUCCAUGUCCAUGAUAUGGUUGCUACUCUCCGCUGACCUCUGCCUGAACAAGUUCCUGCCGUUGCCCAAUACGUUGCAGCAGUUCUACGCUUCCCACCUGGAGCUGACUUCGGAUGAGGGUUACAGCGAAGUCAGCUAUGGCUCGUGGAGGAGGGGGGACGAUGGGGGGGCGGAGAGGGUGAACCAGAGCUUGGCUCAGGUCAGCCUGGACGAAGCUGAUGCCAAGCCGAAGCUGAGGCCGAUACUCGGCGCUGGUGCUGGUCUACUAAGACAAGAACAAGCACAGUCAGUCACUCAGGACAGUUUCGAGACGUGGACUCCUAAGAACAGUCUCUCUAAACGUUACGACCUGAACUCGUGGCGGCAAAACGACGAGGAGUGCAGUUCGAUUCCCGGCGCCGCUUUUCCCUUAGUGCCCGACUACCCGCCGCCCGACAGCUUCCAACCGCACGGCGACGGAGCGCACAUUCAGCCCGUGCAAGUCGACCACGGGACACACGACGCUCAAGGCGACUUCAUCCAGUUCACGGAGCGGCCGCCCCCCACUUUGGAGCGCGUCAACAACGAGAUUCAAAAAUCCGGGCGGCGACCCGCCGACAGCUGGAGGAGGGAGGGGGGGGACGUCAGGGAGGACGCUAACAGGAACAAGCCACGCUGGAACAGACCGAGGUCUAGGGGUGACGAUGAUGAUGAGACUGAGAAGGUUAUAGAGCAGAUUUCUUUGUCCAGGUAAGAGAUAUAAUAC
Molecule: messenger RNA, 1618 nt
Organism: Amyelois transitella
Lineage: Eukaryota; Metazoa; Arthropoda; Insecta; Lepidoptera; Pyralidae
Exons: 12
Coding region: 104-1606 (500 amino acids)
Biological process (GO): regulation of translational initiation
Molecular function (GO): translation activator activity
Source: RefSeq, a predicted model, not a curated record